Molecule: messenger RNA, 573 nt
Organism: Lasiodiplodia theobromae
Lineage: Eukaryota; Fungi; Ascomycota; Dothideomycetes; Botryosphaeriales; Botryosphaeriaceae
Product: Arp2 3 complex subunit protein
Exons: 4
Coding region: 1-573 (190 amino acids)
Biological process (GO): regulation of actin filament polymerization; Arp2/3 complex-mediated actin nucleation
Cellular component (GO): Arp2/3 protein complex; cytoskeleton
Molecular function (GO): actin filament binding
Source: RefSeq, a predicted model, not a curated record
AUGCCCGCCUACCACUCCGUCUUCCUCGAUGAGCCCAACCAGCACAUAAUAGGCAACUUCGCGCUGCUGCCGCUGCGCACCCGCACGCGCGGCCCGGCGCUGCAGCUGCCCCCUCUGCCCGCCGACGUGACGGAGCUGACGGUCGAGGCGUCGCACGAGUCGUACGACCCCGUCGACGAGAUCCUCGCCCUCUUCCGCGCCAACACCUUCUUCCGCAACUUUGAGAUCAAGGGCCCCGCCGACCGCGUCCUCAUCUAUGGCAUCCUCUUCGUCAGCCAGGCCCUGAGCGUCAUCAAGCCGAGCAUGAGCAAAAGGGACGCCGAGAAGGCCCUGAUGAACCUCGCUCUUGACACCAACUUCGCCAUCCCCGGCGAUGCCAGCUUCCCGCUCAACCAGGCCUUCGAGGCCCCCGCCAACCGCAAUGACGCCGAGACCCUUCGCCAGUACCUCGCACAGAUGCGUCAGGAGCUUGCCGUGAGGUUGCUGAACCGUGUGUAUGCCGAGGACCAGGCGGCGCCGAGCAAGUACUGGCUCAGCUUCAUCAAGAGGAAGUUCAUGAACAAGUCGUUGUAA